Molecule: messenger RNA, 1031 nt
Organism: Vigna umbellata (rice bean)
Lineage: Eukaryota; Viridiplantae; Streptophyta; Magnoliopsida; Fabales; Fabaceae
Product: large ribosomal subunit protein uL2my, C-terminal part-like
Biological process (GO): mitochondrial translation
Cellular component (GO): mitochondrial large ribosomal subunit; ribosome
Molecular function (GO): structural constituent of ribosome; RNA binding
Source: RefSeq, a predicted model, not a curated record
CUUCGGUUCGGACCGGGUCGAUACAGAGGCAGACGGAGCCCCGUAAAAGUUCUUCAUCUUCCCCAAUAGAAAAAACCUAGAUUGACACAGCUGGUUCGCCAUUCUUCUUGGUCACAAAUUUCUAUCGCCUCCUUUCCAGGAACUGCAUUUUUGAAAUGGCCGUGUCACUGUGCAGAAGUCGCACUGCUUCAUCACUGAAUUUGUUUGCCAAUACUCUUCGCCGAUUCUCUACUGAGGUGACAAACACCAGUGCUCAAAGAACGCCAGAGAGUAUAGUGAAUCAAAUGAUGUAUUCUGACAUAAACUCACGAAUUGGGAGUUGCAUGCCACUGUCUGCAAUGCGAAUUGGAACAAUCAUUCACAACAUUGAAUUGAACCCAGGGCAAGGUGGCAAGCUUGUCCGAGCUGCAGGAACUAGUGCAAAGAUCUUGAAAGAGCCCACAUCAGCAUACUGUUUAAUCCAGAUGCCCUCUGGUGUUAAAAAGUUAAUUGAUUCUCGGUGUAGGGCCACCAUUGGUGUUGUGUCUAAUCCAAGCCAUGGGGAUCGCAAGCUUAGGAAUGCCGGACACAGCCGAUGGCUUGGUCGAAGACCUGUUGUUCGAGGAGUGGCUAUGAAUCCCGUAGAUCAUCCUCAUGGGGGAGGAGAGGGUAAAAGCAAGAGUAGUGGAAAAUGGGGAAAAGGAUCUCGCACUCCUUGGGGCAAGCCAACCAAGGGUGGCUAUAAGACUGGACCCCUGAAGCGCAGAAAGUAGUAGUAGUAUAUAUAGCAUUCACUAUAGCUGCUUCUGAUGCUUCCUCAUGAGAUUCUUGUAAUAAUUGUAGAAACUGUCAUUCCUGCUUAGAAAAUUCGUGGAAAUGAUUAGAUUCAGUAGAAGUGUCAAUUUUAUGGGUUCAAAUUUUAUUGUUGCUAAAGUAAAAUGCUUUUUGCAUUUUCUCUGAACUGGUCUUGAAUUCAGCUUAUUACACUUCUAUUGGUGUGGACUAAAGUUUAUUGACUUGCUUAAAUGAGACAGCGCUUUUUGUUUCUUUUA